AAAAAAAAAAAAAAUUAAAUUUUAAGUGCAAGAUUCUUUUCUAUAUAAGCUAACUUCCUUGAAACUCCGAUGUACAAGCUGUUUCAUAUCUGCUUUGACUUUCAAGUGUCAGGUUGCACAUAUCCACCAUCCUCUGUCUCAUUUGUUAUGUCUCUGCAAUUCACUGAUAUUUAUAGUACGUUUUUUCUUGUGUGUUCAUAAAAGGGAUUAAGUCAAAGUGAUAGCAGUAUGGCAAGUCAAAUGCUGUCAUCCUUCCUUUCUCGAUCUAUGCUUUCUUCAAUCCGUUUACCUUUUCAAAUCACUUCUUCAAGGAGGGUUUCUCAAUUGAGAAGAGUAGUCAGCAAAUACAGCACAGCUGCUGCCACUGAGGAAGUCAUUACUCCACCUGUUAAAGUGAAAUACACACAACUUCUUAUCAAUGGACAAUAUGUGGAUGCAGUUUCAAGUAAAAGAUUCAAGACAUAUGACCCAAGAACAGGAAAUGUGAUUGCUGAGGUUGCCGAGGGUGAUGUUGAGGAUAUCAAUCACGCAGUUUCUGCUGCUCGUAAAGCCUUUGAUGAAGGCCCUUGGCCAAAGAUGACUGCUUAUGAAAGAUCAAAAAUCCUGUUGAAGUUUGCAGAUCUACUUGAACAGCACACAGAAGAGAUCGCUGCUCUUGAAACAUGGGACAAUGGAAAACCAUACGAACAAGCUGCUAAGAUUGAACUACCAAUGUGUGUUCGUAAAAUGAGAUACUAUGCAGGUUGGGCAGAUAAAAUCCAUGGUCUAACAAUGCCUGCUGAUGGACCACAUCAUGUUGAAACCCUGCAUGAACCAAUUGGUGUAGCAGGGCAGAUUAUUCCUUGGAAUUUCCCUCUUCUUAUGUUUGUGUGGAAAGUGGGACCUGCUUUAGCUUGUGGGAACACCAUAGUUAUGAAGACUGCUGAACAAACUCCAUUGACUGCCAUUUAUGCAGCUAAACUCCUUCAUGAGGCCGGACUUCCUGAAGGCGUCAUAAAUAUUGUUUCUGGUUAUGGUCCUACUGCUGGUGCAGCUCUAGCAUCUCACAUGGAUGUGGACAAGCUUGCCUUUACGGGAUCAACUGAGACGGGAAAAAUAGUGCUGGAAAUGGCAGCAAAGAGUAAUCUAAAGCCAGUGACUUUGGAACUGGGAGGAAAAUCUCCUUUCAUUGUGUGCAAGGAUGCUGAUAUAGACAAGGCAGUUGAAGUUGCUCACUUUGCUCUCUUCUUUAAUCAGGGACAAUGUUGUUGUGCUGGCUCGCGUACAUAUGUACAUGAAAGCGUUUACGAUGAAUUUGUAGAGAAAGCAAAGGCUCGUGCAAUGCAACGUGUUGUAGGUGACCCGUUCAGGAAGGACAUUGAGCAAGGUCCUCAGAUCGAUUCAGAGCAAUUUGAGAAGGUAAUGCGAUAUAUCAGAUCAGGAAUCGAGAGUGGAGCUAAGCUUGAAACUGGAGGAGAACAGAUAGGGUCAAAGGGAUACUACAUUCAGCCUACUGUCUUCUCCAAUGUCAAUGAAGACAUGUUAAUUGCACAGGAUGAGAUCUUUGGUCCUGUUCAAUCCAUCUUGAAAUUCAAAGACCUAAAUGAGGUGGUUCGACGAGCGAAUUCGACUCAAUAUGGACUUGCAGCAGGGGUAUUCACCCAGGACAUAGACACUGCAAACACAUUGGUUAGGGCCUUAAGAGUUGGCACUGUUUGGGUGAAUUGCUUUGAUGUAUUUGAUGCUGCCAUCCCGUUUGGAGGUUACAAAAUGAGUGGUCAAGGAAGAGAAAAGGGUAUUUACAGUUUGAUGAAUUACCUGCAAGUAAAGGCUGUAGUUACUCCUCUCAAGAAUCCUGCUUGGUUGUAGAAACACUAAUAUUCUUGGCUAUUUUUGUUGUUCUUUUAACCUACCUUGUUCUUCAUAAUAAAUGUACUAUGGGGGUUGGACUCAAUUGACCCUUUUUAAAAAUGUAGACUUAUUUCCGGUUUACGAAUAAAAUAAAUUGAUAUACAAAGUUGACAUUAAAA
This is a messenger RNA of Amaranthus tricolor (Joseph's coat), 2009 nucleotides long. RefSeq names its product aldehyde dehydrogenase family 2 member B7, mitochondrial-like. NCBI's taxonomy places the organism in Eukaryota, Viridiplantae, Streptophyta, Magnoliopsida, Caryophyllales, Amaranthaceae. The transcript has 10 exons. The record is from RefSeq and is a predicted model, not a curated record. Bases 229 to 1848 code for a protein of 539 amino acids. Gene Ontology annotation, molecular function: aldehyde dehydrogenase (NAD+) activity.